Messenger RNA from Misgurnus anguillicaudatus (oriental weatherfish), 2217 nucleotides. RefSeq names its product aldolase C, fructose-bisphosphate, b (gene aldocb). The record is from RefSeq and is a predicted model, not a curated record. Gene Ontology annotation, molecular function: fructose-bisphosphate aldolase activity. NCBI's taxonomy places the organism in Eukaryota, Metazoa, Chordata, Actinopteri, Cypriniformes, Cobitidae. Gene Ontology annotation, biological process: glycolytic process.
CUUAUGAAUAUUUAUCUAUAUUACAAUAAGGUCGUGACCAAAGCCACGCCCCUUAUGUGGGUUGCUUUUUCUGAGCGGUCACGUUGCGUUGCGGCAUUGAAACGGGAAGCUGUCGACAGAAGUGCAUCUUUUGCAUCCCUCAUCUCUUAAGCAGGUCUCUUUGAGCUAUAGACAUCAUGACGCACCAGUACCCCGCUCUUACGACCGCGCAGAAGAAGGAGCUGGAGGAAAUUGCUCAGCGUAUCGUAGCUCCAGGGAAGGGCAUCCUGGCUGCAGAUGAAUCCACAGGUAGCAUGGCUAAGCGCCUGAACCCCAUCGGUGUUGAGAACACAGAGGAGAACCGUCGUCUGUAUCGUCAGCUUCUUUUCACGGCCGACGAACGCAUUGACCAGUGCAUCGGUGGUGUCAUCUUUUUCCACGAGACCCUCUAUCAAAACGCAGAUGAUGGCACCAACUUCGCCGAAUUGAUUAAAAACAGGGGCAUUGUUGUGGGCAUCAAGGUUGACAAGGGUGUCGUCCCUCUGGCUGGAACAAAUGGCGAGACCACAACACAGGGGCUUGAUGGUCUGUCAGAACGUUGUGCUCAAUACAAGAAAGAUGGCGCAGACUUUGCAAAGUGGCGUUGCGUGUUGAAGAUCAGCGAGACCACGCCCUCAGAAUUGGCCAUCAUGGAGAAUGCCAAUGUCCUUGCUCGCUACGCCAGCAUCUGCCAGCAGAAUGGUAUUGUGCCCAUCGUGGAGCCUGAGAUUUUGCCUGACGGUGACCAUGACUUGAAGCGCUGCCAGUAUGUUACAGAGAAGGUCCUUGCUGCCUGUUACAAAGCCCUGUCUGACCAUCACGUUUAUCUGGAGGGUACUCUUCUCAAACCCAACAUGGUGACCGCUGGACACUCCUGCCCUACCAAAUACACCAAUGAGGAAAUCGCCAUGGCAACAGUGACAGCCCUGCGCCGCACCGUUCCCCCCGCAGUUACAGGUGUUACGUUCCUCUCUGGAGGCCAGAGUGAGGAAGAAGCCUCCAUUAACCUGAAUGCCAUCAACACCUGUCCUCUGAAGAAACCCUGGGCCCUUACCUUCUCUUAUGGACGCGCCCUGCAGGCCUCUGCCCUAAAUGCCUGGCGUGGAGCUAAAGAAAAUGAGAAGGCCGCCACAGAGGAGUUCAUCAAACGUGCUGUGGUUAAUGGCUUGGCUGCUCAGGGCAAGUACGUCUCAAGUGGAACCGGCGGGGCAGCAGGACAGUCCCUUUACGUAGCCAAUCAUGCCUACUAAACAUCCUGCAUCACAACCUUCCAGUUUCCGCCAGCCAAUAGUAUAGUGCACAGCUGCUACCCUUCCUGUCACCAACCAAUCACAGGCCUGCGCUGUCUUCUGUACUUUAGGGUUGUCAUUGCAGUGUCUCAUUAUGUAUCUAUUUAAAAUAUAAACUUUAGAAACGGUAUAUAAAGAAAGUUACAUAGGAGAUUAAGAUUAUUAUUAUUUUUAAAGGUUCUUGGCAUGGUUUCAUGCUACUGUACGAUCAAUAAAACAGUAUUUUUGUGGCCCUGUAGACAGUUUCAAGUAAUGUAUGUAAAUGUUCGUCAAUUUUUUUCUUCAAUUUACAUUCCGGUUUUGGCACAAACAUUCUAGUUGACUUAUCUAUCACAUUCCUUUAUAGUGAAGUAUGACCUCAUCAAUCCUCAAAAUAAAGACUUGUGGAUGAAUUAGUUACUGGAGUGCAGUUCAUUGAAUGGCAGCAGGUGCAGUUUAUUAUGGAGGGAAUGAAACAGAGUAAUAUAUAUAUAAUAGUUCGGUAGACUUGUAUUAAACACUGGCAGCCUCUCAACAGGUUCAUGUGAUUAAUUCCACCAGACAUUCGGAAAUAUUCUUUUGUGUGGUGUUGACGUUUUAUAUCAAUGCUUUGUCUGGGCUGUGUAUACUGUUCAAAAGAUUUAAUAUAAACUACUAAUAUUAGUUUGAAAACAUGGGAGUUGUUUUGAAAUUGUGCUCUGUUGUAAUUGUGUGCUUGAGUGUACCAUGCUCUUCCUCUCUUCCCCUUGUUUGUGUCACAGUGCUACAUGAAUAAUAUAAUUUAAUAUGGGCGGAGCGGAGUGGACCAAACUGUGGAGCUUCAGGGGAGGAGAGCAGUCACUGCUCUGUUGACAAAAAUGUGAUCUUGUGAUGUGAUAUUGUUCUCUAAGCACUUGUCAGAUAGUAAAAAAUAAAAUACUUUAAAACCUCA